Messenger RNA from Spodoptera litura, 1905 nucleotides. RefSeq lists its product as uncharacterized. The record is from RefSeq and is a predicted model, not a curated record. NCBI's taxonomy places the organism in Eukaryota, Metazoa, Arthropoda, Insecta, Lepidoptera, Noctuidae.
GGCGGGGGCGCGGCGGCGGGCGGUGUGUUGGCGGUGGAGCUGUGCGCGCCGCUGCUACUGCUGUGCUGGCUGUGCUGCUGGCCCGACGACACCAACUCAGAGAGCUCGACCGGCCGACACCCGCAGCGCCCGGUGCUGGCCGCCGCCCCCGAGUCGGGCUGGCGGCGCCGCUCCAGCGAGAUGUUCGGGCGCCGCGCCACCUCCAGCGCCGUGUCGCUCCACCUGCCCAGCACCUCCGGCUACAAAAAGCCGCUGUCAGCUCAUCGCAGCCACGAGGAGAUCGGAGGUCGGCGCAAGCUGUCGAGCCACGAGGCGGGCGAGGUGGAGGCGCGCUACCACUCCGCGCCCAGCGUCAUCGACGAGGUGCUGCACCGCCGCGACUGGGAGCGCUCCACCAAGGACCUCUACAUCCCGCUGCGGCCCGAGCCCGAGCCCGAGCCUCACUCCAGCGACAGCUCACGCGACGAGCCCGCUCCCGAGGCGCGGCCCUGCAAGAAGCACCACUCCAACAUCAAGUGCUCGCGCCGCCGCAAGGAGAGCGCCGACACCGACGACAAGGACACGGACGCCACCGAGCUCAGCUCCUUCUAUAUCGGCGAGCGCGAGCACGACGAGGCGGAGCUGCAGCGCGCCGCCGCCGUGUACCAGGCCAAGGACGACAAGCAGAACUUCAACGAGUCGCUGCGCAGCCGCGGCUGCCUGGAUGACGUCAUCGAGCAGCUGGACCGCCUGCAGCCGCUGGACCGCUCGGGCGCCACGCACCACACCAUCGAGUCGCGCCUCAGCCUCGGCCGCCACGUGUUCCCGCCGCCCUCUGUCGAGCCGGUGGGCUACGAGGGCGGCGCGUGCUACCUGGCCGAGCGCGGCGCCGUGCACGAGCUGCGCGCGUGCGCACUGCGCGCCCGCCACGCCAGCGACGGAGACAUCCUCGCGCCGCCGCUGCGCCCCGAGUCCGGCGCAUUCUCAGAGAGCGACCUGGACCUGGAGCUGGACGCGGCGGAGGAGCGGCCGCCGCCGUACGACGAGCUGCAGCACUACGCGGCCGAACACAAGGAGACUGCCAUAUAACAGCGCGCGUUAUACAAUAAUACUGUGUUAUUGUUAAUGUUUCAUAGUUUAAUGUUCGUUACGUGUUCCUGGCCACGCUGCCACUCUGCUACGCUUGCAGACUGUUCGUGUCGCGUGCUACAGUAUCAGUAGGCUAAUGAGCUCGAUCGCACUCUCGCCUGUCAUUGACUGGGGUAAUUCUCACAAGCUAUGGCGGACCGCGAUUGAGUUCACCUGGAUCUUGUGAACUGAAAGUCACAGCCUUUAGCUGCUCUCAAAGCCUCGAGUCUCGAAGGAACUCAGUAGAGUUCGUAUUGUACUGUUUGUCACGUACUAAGCAACAUCACGUGGCCUACGUAUGUCCGUGUCGUGCGGACGUUGAUCACAUUCGCUAAUGUAUAAUCUAAGUAUAAUGUACUCGUUCGUGUUGCAGACGACAUUUCUAAUUGUAAGCUACUUGUUGCUUGCCACGGAGCCGAGCAUCCUCUGCCCGGCGGCCCGCGACUACAGGCCAGUCCCUGUUAUCCUACAAGUGGGGUUAAUAUAAUGUAAAUAUUUAUUGUUAUUGACACCAGCAGCUCUCAGGCCGAGUACUGGCGCGCUACACUCCGCUACAGUACUCGACUGUAAGCUCGCACCGCAGAGUUCAAAGUUAAAUACAAAGAUAAUAUUUUGUAAUAAAAUGACGCGUAGUGAGAGUAAUUAUAAGAAUUAUACACCUCAGUUAGUUAGUGUCAAUUACCUGUGUCAGCGGAACAUAGUCUCUGUCAAUAUUAGCGUAAGGUGCUUAUUUGUUUGUGCAGCGCGCGCAGCAGCUCGUACUCACUGUAUGCACUGCUGCUUGGGCUGCUCCGUGAC